GAGCGAAACAUGGCGACUUCGAACAAUCCGCGGAAAUUCAGCGAGAAAAUCGCUUUACAUAACCAGAAGCAGGCGGAGGAGACGGCGGCGUUUGAAGAAGUGAUGAAGGACCUCAGCAUUACGCGGGCAGCCAGGUUACAGUUGCAGAAGACCAAGUAUUUGCAGCUGGGACAGAACCGUGGGCAGUACUACGGAGGAUCUUUGCCAAACGUCAAUCAGAUUGGAAACAGCACUGUGGAUGUGCCUUUUCAGAAUUCCGGGCUUGACAUGAACAGAUCGACACGACACCACGGCUUGGUGGACAGAGUCUACCGGGAUCGGAGCCGCAUCACAUCGCCCCACCGAAAACCCCUGUCAGUUGACAAGCAUGGACGCCAGAUUGACAGCUGUCCAUAUGGCUCAGUAUAUCUGUCACCACCACCUGAUACCAGUUGGAGGAGGACAAACUCGGACUCGGCACUACAUCAGAGCACACUAACUCCUGCCCAGCAGGCCUCCUUCACUGGAGGAUCACAGGAGCUGCAGCCAAAACGAGUUCUCCUACUCACUGUACCAGGGUCUGAAGCAAUUAAACAGGAGGGUGACGAAGACGGGCAAGAACAGAACUGGGACUGCAAAAAGAAUAUUUCAAGGUCCAAGCCCUGCAAAGUUCCUGGGAUCCACAUAUUCCCGUCUCCGGACCAGCAGCUGACCACUUCACAGAAACCAGCGGCCCACAACACUGGCGGUUCUCUUCCCGACCUGACCAACAUCCAGUUCCCUCCUCCGCUGCCCACCCCGCUCGACUCGGACGAUGCGGCUGCCACCUCGUUCGGCUCCUCGAGCAGCACACAGGCUCUUGGUAACACGCAAGGAGUGAACACAUCUCAGCCCACAGUAACCAUGGAAAUCCAGCCUGGACAGGACAACAUGGUUCCUCUUAUUCUCAACGCAGGAGACUCCCACCAGCACCAGAACCUGCAGCUCUCUCCGACAUCUCCACCCCUCACUCUCUCUCAGGCGGCCAUCAACGCCAUGAACCUUGAGCAGCAGCUGUCCCAGUAUGCCUUCUUCAACCAGCAGCCGUCAUCCCAGACACACCAGAACCAGCAACAGGCAGGUCUGGUCCAGCUGCCGUCCUCUGUGAACUCCUGCUCCACGUCAGACAACCAGACGUCCUCGCAAAGCAACAUGACAAUGGACAUGAACACGGCCUCCUCCCUCCAACAGUACCGCAGUAGGGUCGGAUCCUCUGCCAAUCAGUCUCCGACUUCUCCUGUCUCCAAUCAAGGCUUCUCACCUGGAGGCUCGCCUCAACAUAACUCCAUACUGGGCAGCGUGUUUGCAGACUUCUACGACCAGCAGCUGCCUUCCAUUCAGGCUAGUGCUCUCUCACAGCAGUUGGAGCAGUUCAACAUGAUGGAGACUCCCAUCAGCUCUGACGGCCUGUACAGCCAGACCUCCACCCUCAACUACUCCCAGGCACUCAUGAUGGGUUUGACUGGCCAUUGCAACCUUCAGGGCUCGCAGCAGCUGGGCUACAGUAGCCAUGGCAACAUCCCCAACAUCAUUCUCACAGUGAGCGGAGAGUCUCCUCCCAGUCUGCCCAAGGACCUGACUGGCUCGCUGCCCACAGAUGUCACCUUUGAUGUUGACUCCCAGUUCCCGCUGGACGAUCUGAAAAUUGACCCACUGACGCUAGAUGGCCUGCACAUGCUCAAUGACCCGGACAUGGUCCUUGCUGACCCCGCCACAGAGGACGCAUUUCGCCUUGACCGGCUGUAACUAGCGCCCCACUCGGCCAUGCACAGGUGUGUGAACGCUGCUGCCCGGAGAGGAGGAGAGUCUCUAAAGAAGAGGAGAUAUGUGGAGCCGCUGGUCGAGGAAGAGCAUCAGCUCCACACCAACCAACCCAAUGUAACCCCACGAGAGAGCUUUUAAAUCCUGGUAGGAAAAUGCAUUGAAAUGUGUUUGAAGACUGCUGUCAGCUUCCCUUUCACCUGACGACACUCGGUAUGGUAUUAAUGAUGCUCAUGGUUCUGUCACGACUUUUUGCGAAUGAUACAUCCAGUUUUGAUUUGUUUGAGAUGCUUUGUUUUUAUUUAGGGAAGCUUGAGGAAAACAUCAUGAGGACGGAGACAGCCUGGUGUCUUAUUGUCCAUCAAUGACUGACUAAACUAUGACUGCAGAGCAAACCCUUGACAAAUUACAGAAUACCUACAGUAUCACUCGACUGUUUACAUACACUCAACAAAAAUAUAAAUGCAACACUUUUGUUUUUGCUCCCAUUUUUUAUGAGAUGAACUCAAAAAUCUAAAACUUUUUCCACAUACACAAUA
Acanthochromis polyacanthus (spiny chromis) is the source of this 2318-nucleotide messenger RNA. RefSeq names its product CREB regulated transcription coactivator 1a (gene crtc1a). Gene Ontology annotation, biological process: protein homotetramerization; positive regulation of transcription by RNA polymerase II. Gene Ontology annotation, molecular function: cAMP response element binding protein binding. The record is from RefSeq and is a predicted model, not a curated record. NCBI's taxonomy places the organism in Eukaryota, Metazoa, Chordata, Actinopteri, Pomacentridae. Gene Ontology annotation, cellular component: nucleus; cytoplasm. The transcript has 15 exons. The coding region runs from base 10 to 1764 and encodes 584 amino acids.